This is a messenger RNA of Beauveria bassiana ARSEF 2860, 648 nucleotides long. Its product is annotated as Ribonuclease H1. The record is from RefSeq and is a predicted model, not a curated record. The transcript has 3 exons. The coding region runs from base 1 to 648 and encodes 215 amino acids. Lineage: Eukaryota; Fungi; Ascomycota; Sordariomycetes; Hypocreales; Cordycipitaceae.
AUGGCGGCUCAUCUUGGCUUUGGUGGGCGACAUCCCAUCGGCGCAGUCAUCCGUAUUGUCUGUCAAGGCAGUAAAUUCGAAGAAAAUUUCCUUUACACAUUCUAUAAGAUCAAUGUAAUUAGGGGUGAUGCCCAUCCUCGUGUGACUGGAUGCAAAUCAGAAGACAAGUGCUUCUCCAGCUUGGCAGAGGCCAGAGCAUGGCUGCGGGAACGGACCCAGGACGAGAUUCACGAGGUCCUCAAGGAUCGCCACCCGUACCGAGGUAAAGGAGGCUUCUAUGCAGUCGCAAAUGGUAGAAAAGUCGGGGUUUUCCAUAACUGGUGUGACUGUCAACUCCAGACUUCAGAGGUAGAGGGCGCAUGCUUCAAAAAGUUUGAGACUGAGCAAGAGGCCGAGGCUUUCAUCCAAGACUGGAAGCAGGCUGUCGUCGAGGUCUACAUGGUGGAAAUCAAAACGGCUCUGGAUAAUGGCUUUCGGCCUGCGCACAUGAAGUUCAACGUCAAGAAGAAGCUGCUGCCGCGCGAUACCAAAAAGGCGGCAGAACCCGAGCUGGGUAAGGCAAAAGAGGAGGAGACUUUGAAAGGUGGUGACAGUUUGUCUCUCGAGAGACUUGGUCUUGAAGAUGAACAAAAAGUGCCGGCCUCUUGA